AUGAUGACAUCUAUUUUAUUGGAUGACGAAAAUGACAAAGCUUCUAUUGAUAAUAUAACUAAUAUUAAUAGUGUUCACGAAACACGGGACUCAAUAGUAACGCUAAACGAAAAAAACAAGAAAGAAAACCAUACAGAACAGAACAAUGAACCAGAAAACGGAGGAGAACAUACCUCUUUAACAAUUCCAGAAGAUUUACAACGUAAAUAUAUUAAUUGGAAGAAAAAUGCUAAAAUUUUAUAUGAUUAUUUAAACAGCAACACAUCAAAAUGGCCUUCGUUAACCUGUGAAAUAUUCCCAGAUGUAGAAAUUGCUACAGAAAAAAGAAGAAUACUUCUAUCUUCAUUUACAUCGUCCCAAUUACCAUUAAAUGAAUCUAUAUAUAUUAGUUCGAUUUCCACCGAUAUCCCAAAGAGUUCUUUAAAUCAAUUUGAUAUGGAUGAAAUGGAAUUUAAGAUAGAUAAUGACGUAAAGCAAGGAAACAAGAAGUUGGCAAAGCAAAUAGAAAUUGGAUUUCCUAUUGGUGAAGAAUGUAAUAGAGCCAGGUAUAUGCCACUAAAUCCUGAUAUUAUUGGAUGUGCAUCUUCGAGUGGCAAUUUAUAUAUUUAUAAUAGAACCAAGCACGGCUCAUUACCAAGAACCAGGAAUGGCAUGUCUGAUGGUAACAAUAUAGCAGUCCAAAACGAAAUUUCAAGAGAUUUCUAUGAAGUGGUUUAUAAAGAUGAAGAUCGCCAUAGUGAAGCGUAUUCUCUGGCUUGGAACUACCAGAGAAAUGGGAUAGUGGCGACCUGUCACGCUGAUGGAACAGUUAAUAUCUGGAAUUUAUCCAAAACUUAUAAAAAGUCAAAUAGCAAAAUUAUAACCACAAAAGAACAUGAUUUUUUCCCAGAUAUUGAAAAGGGAUGUAAUGAUGUUUCAUGGAUGGUUCAUCAUGAAUCUAUAUUAGCUGUUGGUUGUGAGAGUAAUAAUAAAAUUAGUAUAAUAGAUACAAGAACAAAUCACACGCCAUAUAUCAAGGCCACAGAUCCAUUGUCCAAUAAUACUGCCUCGGCAUCCGGAAUAAAUAGUGUACAGUUCAAUUAUCAAAAUGACUUACUGUUAUGUUCGGGCAAUAGCAAUAGUAGAGUAGGUGUUUGGGACUUGAGAAAUAUGGGUAAACCAGUUAAUAGUUGGAAUCAUGGAAACACAGGUAAUAGUGGGAGUAUUUCUAGUGUUGCAUGGAAUCCUAAUAUUUCUAAUGUUCUAGCAUCAGCUGGUCUAAAUGAUGGUCUAGUCAAGAUAUGGGAUGCUUCGGACAUAGAAGACCCACUACUUUUCACCCAUGGUGGUCACAUGCUGGGUGUUAAUGAUAUUUCUUGGGACUUACACGACUCGUGGUUAAUGUGUAGUGUUUCUAAUGACAAUUCUAUUCAAAUAUGGAAACCAUCUAUGAAACAAUUAAUGAAUUCUUAA
This is a messenger RNA of Saccharomycodes ludwigii, 1452 nucleotides long. It is a transcript of the gene MSI1, whose product is annotated as Msi1p. The record is from RefSeq and is a predicted model, not a curated record. The transcript has a single exon. Gene Ontology annotation, biological process: regulation of gene expression. Bases 1 to 1452 code for a protein of 483 amino acids. Gene Ontology annotation, molecular function: histone binding. Gene Ontology annotation, cellular component: nucleus; cytoplasm; Rpd3L-Expanded complex. Lineage: Eukaryota; Fungi; Ascomycota; Saccharomycetes; Saccharomycodales; Saccharomycodaceae.